Messenger RNA from Chaetura pelagica (chimney swift), 1174 nucleotides. RefSeq names its product hexosaminidase (glycosyl hydrolase family 20, catalytic domain) containing (gene HEXD). The record is from RefSeq and is a predicted model, not a curated record. Gene Ontology annotation, molecular function: hexosaminidase activity. The annotation marks the transcript as partial. Gene Ontology annotation, biological process: carbohydrate metabolic process. The transcript has 9 exons. Lineage: Eukaryota; Metazoa; Chordata; Aves; Apodiformes; Apodidae.
UGGCAGUUUGUGCUGAAGCACAGGGAGUUCGCUCAUCUCCGGGAGGUGAAGGUGUUUCCCAACGCCCUCAACCCGCACAAGGAGGAGUCGCGGGCGCUGGUCAAGGCCAUGAUCGACCAGGUCAUGGCGCUGCACGAGGACUUGAAAUGGUUUCACAUCGGGUGUGAUGAGGUUUACUACCUGGGUGAGGGAGAGGAGUCACAGCAGUGGCUGCAGCAACAAGACAACACUCCAGAGAAGCUGUGCUUAUCCCACAUAAAAGCCGUUGCAAGUUGUGUGGCCUCAUCGUACCCCACUGUGACACCCAUCGUGUGGGAUGACAUGCUCAGAGGGAUGAGUGAGGAAACACUGGCAGAGUCUGGGGUCCCACAGCUCGUGCAGCCAAUGAUCUGGGACUACACAGCAGACCUUGAUGUGGAGGGCAAAGUGCAUCUCAUAGAGAAGUAUCGUAGAUGUGGCUUCUCCAAGGUGUGGUUUGCUAGUGCUUUUAAAGGGGCUACAGGAGUGAAUCAGUCUCUGACACUUAUUGGACACCACUUGAAAAACCAUCUGCAGUGGCUGAAGGUGGCAAGCAACAGCCCUGCUGAUCUCCUUGAAGGUAUUGCCCUGACUGGCUGGCAGAGGUAUGAUCACUUCUCCGUUCUGUGUGAGCUUCUCCCUGUGGCAAUUCCAUCCUUGGCUGUAUGUCUGCAGGCACUAAAGAAUGGUGGCUAUUCUGAAAAGAGUAAAGAAAAUGUGGAAAAGCUGCUGGGAAUGUCCAACCUGGAAACUGAUACUUACAUGAGUACAAGUCUGGGGACCUUUCCUGGGAGCAAUAUCCUUGCACUUGUGACCCAAGUUACCUUCUACCUCAAGUCAUCAGUGGAUGAACUUCUUGAAAGGAACAGAUAUGUCACAGGCUGGUUCAGCCCCUACCACAGAAAAAGGAAGAUUAUUCACCCUAUCAUCAUGCAUCACUUCCAGCCAGAUGCAGUCAGUCUUCUCUCCAAGUGGAAUGCUGUGGUGCAGGACCUCCGAGCAGCCAUGGAGCAAGUUUUCCAUGAGUGUACAAUAGAGGAGUGGAUGGAGGAGAAUGUCCACCCCAGCCUACAGAAGCUGCAGGAAGUGGUGGAUGAUUUAGAUGAAGCAAUAAAAGCACUAAAUUAAGGGCAUUUCAAUUAGGCUUAUUCCAUGG